Molecule: messenger RNA, 3457 nt
Organism: Colossoma macropomum (tambaqui)
Lineage: Eukaryota; Metazoa; Chordata; Actinopteri; Characiformes; Serrasalmidae
Gene: plcd3b
Product: phospholipase C, delta 3b
Exons: 15
Coding region: 333-2687 (784 amino acids)
Biological process (GO): lipid metabolic process; intracellular signal transduction
Molecular function (GO): calcium ion binding; phosphatidylinositol-4,5-bisphosphate phospholipase C activity
Source: RefSeq, a predicted model, not a curated record
GUUGCAGCCCGGAUACAGCAGCAGCAGCUUUGAGGAGCAUCACUGACCGAGGCGCUCUGUUUCAGCUAAAGCUCGGAGAGCAGAGCUAGAGAGGUUCGUAAAGAAAGAGAGGGAGAGAAAGAGGCGGUAUCCUUCGCUCAUGUGCCUAAUCGGCUUCCUCUCAGCCCCUCCUGCUGCAAUGCUGAGCUGUGGGCAGGCCCUGGCCCUCCCUAAGUCCGGAUAAAUUACCAGCAGUGGCCGAAGAGGAAAAAAAUCAGUGCUGCUCUCAGUCUCGACGCGUUUAUGAAGAGAUUUCCUCCACAGAGAAAGACGAGGACGAAGAGCGCUCAGAGAUGUUGGGCAGUGAAAAGAAGAGCAAACCUGCAGAGAAGAAGAAGAACGGAGCUGGGAUGUCCCAACCUAAAACAGACGACCCCCUGAUUAAUUUAGGUGUGAAGGAUGAUGAGGAUGUGAAGACGAUGCUGCAGGGCUCCACCAUGCUGAAGGUUCGUUCUCCUCAUUGGCAGAGGAGGCGCACACUGAAGCUGCUGGAUGAUGGCGUCACUGUGCACUGCGAGUCCAACAAGAGCUUCAGCAAGCCCAAAACCUUCUCAGUGAUGGAGGUGGAGUGUGUGCGUGAGGGCUGUCAGUCAGAGACACUGCGCAGGCUCACCAGCUCUCUGCCGGAGGAGCAGUGUCUGACCAUUGUGUUUAAGGGUGGACGGAAGAGUUUGGACCUGCAGUGCCACAGCAGGGAGGAAGCACAGCACUGGGCCUGCGGCAUCCGCACCCUACAGGAGAGAGUCAACAACAUGAGCCAGACUGAAAAACUUGACCACUGGAUCCAUGCAUACCUGAGACAGGCAGAUUUGAACCAUGACGGGAAGAUGACGUAUGAUGAAGUACAGACGCUCCUUCAGAUGAUCAACAUAGACCUGAAUGAGCAGUACGCCUUCAGCCUGUUCAAGAAGUGUGACCAGUCAGCGAACGGCCGCCUGGAAUACGGAGAGAUCGAGCUGUUUUGUCGCGAGCUGUUGCGUCGUCCAGAGCUGGAUGCAGUUUUCCGUCAGUACUCCUCUAAUGGCCGUGUGCUGUCCACUGUGGACCUGCGGGACUUCCUGAAUGACCAGGGAGAGGACAACACACUUGUGCACGCACAGAGCCUCAUCCUAACAUAUGAGCUCAACGAGUGGGCUAAGAAGAACCAGCUGAUGACGGCAAACGGCUUCACCAUGUACAUGCUGUCAAAGGAGAAUGACGUGUUUGAUCCAGAGCAUAGCCGAGUCUAUCAGGACAUGAGCCAACCGCUCAGUCACUAUUUCAUCUCCUCUUCACACAACACCUACCUUACUAAAGACCAGCUUGUGGGCGAGAGCAGCACAGAUCCUUACAUCCGGGCUCUUAGCACUGGCUGCCGCUGUGUUGAGCUGGAUUGUUGGGACGGAGAUAAGGAGCCGUUGAUUUACCACGGACACACCCUCACCUCCAAAGUGCCUUUCAGAGAGGUGGUGCAGACCAUCGCUGAAUAUGCCUUUAAGGCCUCUCCGUAUCCUCUGAUUCUCUCUCUGGAGAACCACUGUUCACUGGAGCAGCAGACCAUCAUGGCCAGGCAGCUGCGCUCCAUCCUGGGAGACAAACUGCUCACAAAGCCCCUCAACGACCAGCUCUCUGAGAGCCUACCCUCACCAGAGGAGCUGAAAGGGAAGAUUCUGGUGAAGGGAAAGAAAGAGAGAGUGGAGCAGGAAAGCUCCAGCUCAUCUGAGUCCAGCUGCUCUGAGGACGAGUCUAAAGCUGAGGGUAAAGCCAAGGCAAAGAAAGAAGGCAAGAAGUGUACGUGUGCUUCUACUCCGAAGGUUUCUAAGCUGAGUCCAGAGCUUUCUGAUCUGGUGGUGUACACGCGCAGUAUCCCGUUCAAGGGCUUCGAUCAGGCAGCCAAGAAACCCCCCAAUGAGAUGUCCUCCUUCUCUGAGAGUGAGGCCCUCAAACACAUCAAAAACUCAGGAAAGUUCUUUGUACGGCAUAACAGUCGGCAGCUGAGCAGGAUCUACCCAUCUGGUCAACGCUUGCAGUCGUCCAACUACAACCCUCAGGACAUGUGGAACGCCGGUUGCCAGAUUGUGGCUCUGAACUUCCAGACUGACGGGGAACAGAUGGAUCUAAAUCGGGGACGUUUCUUACCCAACGGUCACUGUGGGUAUGUGCUAAAGCCCGGCUUCCUGUGCCAGGCCGACUCUGAGUUCAAUCCUGAAAAUACAGGUGGAGGACCAGGACACAACCCCACCCUCCUCACCAUUAAGGUCAUCUCAGCCCAGCAGCUGCCUAAGCCAGACACAGAGAAGCUGAACUCCAUUGUAGACCCUCUGGUGUGGGUGGAGACCCAUGGGGCUCCCAUAGACAACAACAAGAAAAAGACACACCGAAUUGACAAUAAUGGCUUUAACCCCAGGUGGGACUGCACCUUUAAGUUUCUGCUGCAUGUGCCUGAGCUGGUCCUGAUUCGCUUUGUGGUGGAGGACCAUGACUACACCGCCAGGAACGAAUUUCUGGGCCAGUUUACACUGCCUUUCACCAGCAUGCGCACAGGUUACAGACACGUGCGGCUACUGAGGGCUGACGGUUCCAGCCUCUCUCCUGCCAGCCUCUUCAUUCAUGUGAAGGUCACACCUAAUUACGGCAGCCCCAAGCACGCCGCGUCACCCAAAGCCUAGCAGAACACAAGAAGUACAGCUGUGAUGCUCCUGGAUGUCUGACCGGGUUACAGUGGUUUUCACUGAUUUACUGUAACUAUUACUUUAUACUGUGUAAUAUGCAGGUCUUUGUUCAGACUUUAAUGAUCACUCAGUGAGAAACCAAAUAUGACAAACUUCAGAGAAUACUCACAACAGAAUAUAGCUUAUCAGUUUUGACUUAGUAAAGCUUAGUAAAGGCUUUUUCAGGUUCUAGCAUGCAUCAGGGGUUUUGCAUGCCUGUAUGAAGGAACUUAAAACAGGUCAAAGUAUUUAUAAUAUAAUCAUGUAAUGUGUCUUUAAAAUGACGAAGCAAUACAGUAGACUGGCUUUUAGUUUUUAGGUUUUUACUUAUAAUGUAGCAUAUUUCAAAUGUAGCUUAUACUAACAAUUAUUGUAUUACUUUGUUAGACUUCUUUUCUUAUGCAGCUGUAGAAUUCCACUGUUAAAGUGAUUGUUCAGCCAAAAUUCACACAGUUUUCCUCUCAGGCCCAAAGGUAGCUCAUCAGCCUACACAUGUUUGGUGUCCAAAGUUUGCUUCUUUAGUUUUGCACUGGUGUUAGCUAUUAGCUAACAAGCAAUGGAAGCUUAUGGCCAUACUUAACAUAGUACAAUCUAAAUAAUCACACACUUGUCUGAAACCAUUUCAAGUUGUUAAGCAAUCUCAAACAGACUUGCUUAUAUGAGUUCUUACUCUGUAAACAUGCUGUUAUCUAUGAAAAUUGAAAAAAGUACAGACAAAAUGGCUGCUA